UGGGCGCCUCGGCUGGCACAAUACAUUCCAUCGCUUCUCGUCUCACCGUCAUACGCCUUUUUCCUUCUUCCUUCUUCCUUCUUUUCCCUUCUUCUUUGUAUCUUUAUGAACGGCCUGGAACAGACGUGCGCCUCGCUGCGCGCGCAGAUCGCCGUUACGGAGGCCCAGCUUGCAGGCCUGAAACGUGAACUGCAGAUCGCGGAGCAAGCGGCCCAUGACUCGCAAGUCCAGAGCACGAGUAUAAGCAGCGAGGAUGGCGCGAAGGAGGACAGACGGUGGCCACUUCUCGCUGAGGAGUACCGGCGUUAUGGGAGGCAGAUGAUUGUGCCGCAGUUGGGGUUGCGGGGGCAAUUGAAACUCCGAUCGGCGAAAGUCCUCAUUGUUGGCGCAGGUGGACUGGGAUGUCCGGCUGCGAUGUACCUUGCUGGAGCUGGAGUCGGGACUCUGGGGUUGGUGGAUGGGGAUACUGUUGAAGCGUCGAACCUGCACCGCCAGGUUCUGCAUCGCAGCCGGAACGUGGGAAAGCUGAAGGUGGAUAGUGCGAUCGAGUAUCUUCAGGAACUGAACCCUCAUCCCACAUACAUUGCGCAUCGUGAACACCUAGCACCCGACGCUGCAGCGGAUAUCUUCAAGGACUAUGACCUGAUACUGGACUGCACGGACAACCCAGCGACGCGGUACCUGAUCUCAGAUACCGCCGUGCUGCUCGGCAAGCCGCUGGUUUCCGCGUCCGCCCUGCGCACUGAAGGCCAACUGAUGGUCCUGAACAACCCACCUCGGCCGGUGGGCGACAACAGCGGCGGACCGUGCUACCGAUGCGUGUUUCCCAGACCGCCACCGGCUAAUACCGUCACCAGCUGCGCGGACGGAGGUAUACUGGGUCCCGUGGUUGGGACCAUGGGCGUGCUGCAGGCGCUGGAAGCCAUCAAGGUCAUCACCGCAGACGACACCCAACCCCCCAGUCCGCCGGCGUUGCAUAUCUUCUCGGCAUACUCCUCGCCUCUCUUCCGGACGAUCAAGCUGCGCUCCCGCCGUGCCAACUGCGCGGUUUGCUCUGCAGAAGCUACGGUGAGCCUGGACACGGUGCGUUCGGGCUCCACGGACUAUGUCUUCUUCUGCGGCAGCGCAGACUCAGAGAUGUUGCUUGCGCCGGAGGAACGUGUCACGCCGCUGGAGUAUCAGGCGUUGCAUCCUCCGUCCGAACCUGGGGUAGAGGGCAAACAGCCGACGAUGAUCGAUGUGCGCGAGAAGGUGCAGUUCGACAUCUGCAGUUUGGAUAACAGCAUCAAUAUCCCGAUUUCGACGAUCCUGGCAUCGUCUACAAGCAAAGGCGACGACUCCUCGGCUCAGCUUCCCUCGUGGGUGCCACCGGAGCUUGCCGCUGCAGAAUCGAAAGAUCCGAUCUAUGUGGUGUGUCGCAUGGGGAAUGAUUCCCAGAUUGUGGUCAAGAAAUUGAAGGAACUGGGACUGGACCGACAAGGACAGCGGAGGGUAGUCGACAUUCAGGGAGGCUUUCACUCUUGGAGGAAACAGGUUGAUCCUGAGUGGCCUGAGUAUUAGACUGCCUCUGUAUUCAGUAUGUAGGCUUUCUUUUGCCUUUUCUUCAGGUUGCAAAAGACCUGAAGAUGGAUGGUUGUUCGACCGUCUGCGAAAAGCAUAGUUGGGCUCUGGCGGCCUUCGAACCCAGCAUUUAGAUAUCCA
This is a messenger RNA of Aspergillus homomorphus CBS 101889, 1701 nucleotides long. Its product is annotated as HesA/MoeB/ThiF family protein. The coding region runs from base 106 to 1560 and encodes 484 amino acids. The transcript is spliced from 3 exons. Gene Ontology annotation, biological process: protein urmylation; tRNA wobble position uridine thiolation. Gene Ontology annotation, cellular component: cytoplasm; cytosol. Gene Ontology annotation, molecular function: adenylyltransferase activity; thiosulfate-cyanide sulfurtransferase activity; URM1 activating enzyme activity. The record is from RefSeq and is a predicted model, not a curated record. Lineage: Eukaryota; Fungi; Ascomycota; Eurotiomycetes; Eurotiales; Aspergillaceae.